Messenger RNA from Symbiodinium sp. CCMP2456, 509 nucleotides. The record is from the annotation of a GenBank genome assembly. Lineage: Eukaryota; Dinophyceae; Suessiales; Symbiodiniaceae.
GCACCCCGGAUGGCAAGCCGGACCGUGUUCACUUCAGCGAGCUCCAGGGGCUUUUGCAUGCGACCUAUGAUUCUCUGGCCAACUACAUGGAGUUCAUCGGUAUGGACGAGCAGAAUCUUGAAGACUCCUUCAUGAUUCCGUGCAUGGAGCUUUGUCAGCUCACGGUGAAGAGCCUGCCGAGCAACCAUGUACCACCCGCAUCCGACUGGGCCUGCUAUGACACCUCCACAGGGAUACACUGUGACAUCGAUGUCUCGAACGACGCAUUCGAAGGAAUCACCUUUGAAACUCACAUUAAUUCAGGAGGAAGCAAGUAUGGAGAGAGACCGGUGUCUUUGAAUACAUCGCAGUUGGACCGUAAUGUCUAUUUCCGGCCCGAUCUGGUCUAUGUGGAUCCGGAUGCCGCCGCAACUACGACCCACGUGUCGGACGAGGUGGGCUUGGACCAGAUGCGCAUCAGCAUUGCUAACCUCUUCCGCAUCUAUCCUCCCUUCCAGGUAGAGUUCGAG